AUGUAUCCCUCCACAUUCAACUACGAACCCAUCAGCAUGCCGCAGUACGCCUACGGCACGCCCUACCACUCCCGCAACGACCGGCAGUACCUCCAGACCCUUGCGGAGGAAGCAGCCGCUCGCAGACAGUACGAGCAGGCCCUCCGCGAGCAAGAGGAGGCCCGGACCCGCGCCGCUCGCGCUCGUCUCGCUCGACAGACCUUUGGAAACCCUUCCUACGACUCGUAUCUCGACGACGACAACGACGACGAAUAUGACUACGGCCUUGGUCCCAGCUCCCGCACAGCCCGCAGUGGCUACUCCGCGUACCCUGGGCACUCGUACCUCACACCUCAAGAACAGCAUGCGUUAAUUCAAGAGCGCCAGCGCAUGGAGCAGCAGAGGCGCGAGCAGCGGCGGCGCAUAGAGGCUAUCGAGCGCGAGCGAGAGAUGGAAAGGCAGCGGACUAGGGUGCUGGAGGAGGAGAGGAAGAGGAGGUUGUUGGAAGAGGAGAGGAGGCGCAGGAUCAUGCUCGAGGAGGAGGAGCGCCAGCGCAGGAGAGAGGAAGAGAGACGUCGCCGAGAGGAAGAAGAGUAUUUCAGGCAAUCCUCUGCGCAAACUACCCCAGCGUUCUUCCCUCUGGAGGAGCUGCUCGGUCUCCGCCCCUCCCGUUCUCUGCAGCCCGAGGUGAAUGCCUCGCGCAGAGCUCGUACGAUGUCUCCGGGUGACCGCAAUCGCUCACCGCAUCCUACUACGCCUCAAGCACAGCGAUCGCAGGGCAAGACCCCUGUCCCGCCCGCCACGCGCACCGAACGUGCGUCAUCGCGUCCACCAAGGGCCGAACCGCAAACACAUGGUCAACGCAUCCACAUCUCUUCGCCACAGUCAUCCCCCGCUCAGCCUCAGACGCAACCCCACACCCAGCAGCAGACUACACAUACGCCGCCUCCCCGCCGAUACGGCGCCAAGGAGACUGAGGCAGCGGCGAAGAUCCAAGCCUUCUGGCGGGCUCGCCACCGACGGCGCACAGCCCUCGAGUCCAUUGCCGCGCUCGCAGACACGUUCGAACGGCUCCGGGCGGGCUUCGUGCUCCCGCCAACGCUCGACUACACGCUACAUGGCACACACUUUGCGGUGCCCACGGCAGGCAGCGGGGGCACGGAUUGCGCACCGGACGACGAAGCAGGCGAGACGGGCGCCGUUGCGUCGCUCGCGUUCACGCCCACGAACGUAUCCGUGCAUGCGUACGAGGAGGAGCUCAGUCGCGUGCUCACGCGGCUCGACGACGUGUUGAGCGGUGGCGACGAGCGGGUGCGCCAGUGCCGCCGCGAGCUGGUGCGCAAGGUCGAGCGCGAGGCAGAGCGUAUCGAGAAGAUGAAGAAGCAGAUUUGGAGGGCAUUUGUGGAGAAGCAGAAAGGACUGGAGGAGGGGAUGCAGGAGGGGAUGCCGAUGGAUGAGGUGAUGGAUGAGAUGGAGACGUCCGAGAUUCCCGCUGAACCUGCUGCUGAUGUUCGGCCAUCACAACCUUUCGACUCGCUCGUUGAGGAGAUGCAACUCGACGCAAGUGUGCCGUCCGAGCCUCAAGAUGUCGACGUCGCCGCAGAGGAGCCGCUCCCCGACGAGUCAGCCGCCGAGAUGAAAGACGUCGACCUCGUCGACGGCGCAUCUCAGCAGCCUUCCGAACCCUCAGUUCAAGACGCUGAAGUCAUUCACAUGCCUCAACACAUCGAGAAGAUGGACGUCGAACACAUACCGUCCAACGACUUUGCUGAGCGGAUAGGCGCAGGCCAGCCCGGGAACGCCGAGCCUGCGGACGUCAUCCUUAACGACGCGGAGCGGCCUGCAAGCGUGGAGGAGGAGGAGGAGGAGGAGGAAGAGAAGCUCGGCGAGCACGUCGUGGUCGAGAUGUCCAACAACGGAAGCUCAGCGCAGCUGUUCCCGGCGCACUCCGACUCUGUGUCGAUCGUCAUUGAGGAGCCAGACCCCGACGCAGACGAGAACAUAGCUGAAUCCUCGGACAUCGCCGCGCCAGAUGCAAACGACAGCUCCAACGCGGAGCCCAUCGUAGAAUCGACAGAUUUCACGCAUACACCAUUCAACACCAGCGUCGUCGUGCCGGAGCCUGUGCCCGCGUCCGAGCCAAUGUCGUCGCCACCGGAGCUUGUUGAUAACGCGAGUGAGGCGGGCGACGCAGAUCACAUACUGCUGCACACGCCGCCUGCAACACUCGAGGAGCUGGCACACCGGCGCAAGGCGACGCCGAAGCCGCGGAUGAGCCCGGAGAAGCUACAGAUGCUUAGGCCGUUGGUCAGUCAGGAGUGGGACGAGUGGGACGAUUUCUUCUAG
Phanerochaete carnosa HHB-10118-sp is the source of this 2325-nucleotide messenger RNA. RefSeq lists its product as uncharacterized. Gene Ontology annotation, molecular function: protein-folding chaperone binding. The transcript has 2 exons. Lineage: Eukaryota; Fungi; Basidiomycota; Agaricomycetes; Polyporales; Phanerochaetaceae. Bases 1 to 2325 code for a protein of 774 amino acids. The record is from RefSeq and is a predicted model, not a curated record.